This is a messenger RNA of Cicer arietinum (chickpea), 1276 nucleotides long. Its product is annotated as nuclear transcription factor Y subunit B-3-like. Gene Ontology annotation, cellular component: CCAAT-binding factor complex; nucleus. Gene Ontology annotation, molecular function: protein heterodimerization activity; RNA polymerase II cis-regulatory region sequence-specific DNA binding; DNA-binding transcription activator activity, RNA polymerase II-specific. Gene Ontology annotation, biological process: regulation of transcription by RNA polymerase II. The record is from RefSeq and is a predicted model, not a curated record. NCBI's taxonomy places the organism in Eukaryota, Viridiplantae, Streptophyta, Magnoliopsida, Fabales, Fabaceae.
CGCGGCAGAUACCAAAUCAACGGUUCAAAUAAUCACUCCCUCAUCCAAUCUAAUGGCUCAAAACCCGUCCACCCAAAGAAACACUUAUCUACUAACAACGGCCUACAACGUUCCACGUGUCCACCAGAUAAAGCCUUAUUAACCCACUCAAUCCAACGGACAUCAUGCUCAUUCCAUUCCCUCCAUCUUCACUCCUCGCCGGACCAGCCGCCACAACUCACCGUCCACCGUCAAACUCCAAACACCGCACUCCGUUCCGUUCCAUAAUUGAAUGCUUCGAAAUCGUAAUCAGAAUUCUUCUGAAACCACGAAAUCGAAGGAAUUAUAAUUUUUCAGUGAGUGAAUGGCUGAUUCUGACAACGAAUCGGGAGGAACACAGAACGCCGGGAACAGCGAGUUAUCACCUCGUGAACAGGACCGAUUUCUACCGAUAGCGAACGUGAGUAGAAUAAUGAAAAAGGCGUUACCGGCGAACGCGAAGAUCUCGAAAGACGCGAAAGAAACUGUACAGGAAUGUGUAUCGGAGUUCAUAAGCUUCAUCACCGGCGAAGCCUCCGAUAAGUGUCAGAGGGAGAAACGAAAGACGAUCAACGGAGACGAUCUACUUUGGGCGAUGACUACGCUAGGGUUCGAGGAGUAUGUUGAACCUCUGAAGAUUUAUCUUCAACGAUUCAGAGAGAUCGAAGGUGAGAAAACCGUUGCUGCAGCACGUGACAAGGACGUGGCUCCUCCUUCUUCUUCUUCGUCUUCGGUUUACGACUAUGGUGCUUCGCAGGUUGGAAUGAUCAUGCAUCAUCAACAUCAGGGACACGUGUACGGUUCUGGUGGUUUUCAUCAAGUGCCUGUAACUGGUUCACCUGUUAUGGGUAAUAAGGGUGGUGGGCCCGGUUAUCCUAAUCCUGGAUCUAAUGCGGGUAGACCCAGGUAGAUUUGGUGUGGACAAGUUUUUUUUUUUAGUGUUAAUUCUAAUUUAAAAAAAAAAUUAUAAGAUGUUGAAGAGUCUUGGACUCAUAAUUGUGGAGCAUUACGCAAAAGUGGGAAUUUUAGUUUUUUUGAUUAUUAAAUUAGUGAUGAUUGGCAGACACACUAAGUAACCCUCGGAGUGAAGACGAAAGUGGGUUAGCAGUUGUAUUGCAAAAUGUUGUUGUACCAUACAAAUCAACAAUCCUUUCUCUGCUUUUUGUACUUUUUUUAUGUUUAUUUUUAAUGUUAAUUGAUUGAUUAUAGUGGCUAGUGCUAUACUGAUUGUUUCAACUGUUAUACUAAUUGUAUCAAA